Molecule: messenger RNA, 870 nt
Organism: Capsella rubella
Lineage: Eukaryota; Viridiplantae; Streptophyta; Magnoliopsida; Brassicales; Brassicaceae
Product: heavy metal-associated isoprenylated plant protein 18
Exons: 5
Coding region: 25-744 (239 amino acids)
Molecular function (GO): metal ion binding
Source: RefSeq, a predicted model, not a curated record
CAUUCUUCUCUUAUUGAGAUAUCCAUGGGUUGUUUGCCAAAGCGGUCACGACGAACUAUUCCAGAAACCAAUUCAAUCGAAGUCGAGUUGCAGAUUGGGAUGCAUUGUGGUAAAUGUGCAAGAGAUGUCAAAAGAGCUAUUUGCAAAUUCCAAGGAGUUGAAGCAUGUACAACGGAUAUGGCUAAUCAAAAAGUCAUGGUCACUGGUACAUUUAAUUUGGAGAAGCUAUUGAAAACACUCAAGAAAAAAACUCGUAAAAAUGCAAAAGUCUUGAUGGUGAAUGAGCAAGAAGACGAUGGAGUCCAAGAAGAUGAAGAACUCGAAGAAGAUGAAGAAAUCCAAGAAGAAAAUGAUGAACAUGAGACAAUUACAGAAAAUAAUGAGAAUCCUGAAGUAGAAGAACAAAUUGAUACAGCUCAAACAAGUACAAAAGAAGUCGAAAUCCAUUUGACAUUUCUAUGUGAUAAGCUCGAGAAAGAUGUCGGAAAAGUAAUUUCUAAAUUUGAAGGUGUCAAAACAUGUGAUGUCGAUAUAGUAAACCAAAAAAUUGUAAUCACUGGCGACUUUGAUAAGGAGAAAUUAUUGAAGAAACUUAAGAAAAGGAUGCGUAAAAGGAUACAAAAAAUGGAGAAAAAGAAAAGGGACGAAGAACAUUUAAGAGGUGUUUAUAUAAACCCAAGUACUGCUGAUGAAAGAUAUAUGAUGUUUAGUGAUGAAAAUCCUAACGCAUGUUGUAUUUCGUGAUAGAACAUUAGUCAAAACUAGUAUCGACCAUGAGAAACUUGCAUUUUUUUUUUGGUGGGAACCAUGAGAAACUUGCAUGAUAAUGGACUAUAUCUACUUAGUGAUACUUUAUUAUUUUAUUAUAUA